CGUGCACACGGGUUUAAACUACCCCACUGGGAAUAUGAGCCUGUAUGAUUUUCCUUAAUCCAGGCUCAGCCAGAGGGUGCUGGGGCUGCUCUCUCCCCUCCCUUCUUGCCUCUCCGUUCUUAUAACUCAGGCUGCCUCCAGCCGGGCUUUGCCCACCGGACUCGCUGGCCGCGGGCGCGUGAAGGUGCAGUCUCUGAGGAGGGGCGAUCUCUCCUCUGAGAUGGCGUGGCUCUUCCUGGCUGUCCUCGCAGCGCUCGGGGGGACAGUUCUCUGCAAAUACAACGGAAGCCCUGGGCUGGUGCAGGGAGCGGUCUGCCUCGCAGGCCUCUGGGGAGGGGUUUACCUGCUCAGUCUGUCCCUCUUCUGCGGCUUGAUCCUUUCCUCCUUGACGUGCUUCCUCGUGUAUACUUACUUAUCUGGCCAAGAACUGUUACCUGCGGAGCAAAAGGCAGUCCUGGUGACAGGUGGCGAUUCCGGGAUCGGCCAUGGUCUGUGCAAGUACCUGGACAAGCUGGGCUUCACGGUGUUUGCUGGCGUUCUGGAUGAAAAGGGCCCAGGGGCAGAGGAACUGCGAAGAACCUGCUCCCCACGCCUCCUGGUGCUCCAGCUGGACAUCACCAACCCGGUGCAGAUAAAGGACGCUCUUGGCAAAGUGGCAGAGAAGGUGCAGAACACAGGACUGUGGGCUGUGAUCAACAAUGCCGGGAUCCUUGGCUUUCCAUGUGAUGGGGAGCUCAUUCCCAUGAGUGAGUACAGGCGGUGCAUGGCGGUGAACUUCUUCGGCGCUGUGGAAGUCACGAAGGCAUUUUUGCCUCUUCUUAGGAGAUCCAAGGGGAGGCUGGUGAAUAUGAGCAGCAUGGCAGGAGGGGUCCCAAUGGACUAUCUGGCGGCCUAUGGUUCAUCAAAGGCAGCUCUGACCAUGUUUUCAUCAGUUCUGAGAAAAGAGCUUUCGAAAUGGGGAGUCAAAGUCGCUGUCAUCCAACCCGGAGGCUUCCGAACAAGUAUCGCAGGCACCAGUGACACGUGGGACAAACUGGAGAAGGACCUCCUGGACCAUCUCCCCACCGAGGUGCAGGAGGACUAUGGCGGAGAGUACAUCCACGCGCAGCAGUGCUACCUGCACAGGGUCAACACGCUGUCCUGCCCGGACUUCUCCCCGGUGCUGCAGGACAUCGAGCACGCCAUCUCCGCCAGGAGACCCUCCGCCUUCUACGCGCCGGGGGGAGGCUCUUACCUGUGGCUCUGCUUGGCUUCCUUUUUGCCUGCUAUUGUAUUUGAUUUUAUUUCGAUGAAACUGUUUGGCUCAGGAAGAAAGCGCCUGCCCAGAGCUCUAAGCCUGCCCACCUGGAGGGAUAAGGCCACAUAGGCAGCGGGAAACCUAAAAGGAGUGGGAGAUACUAUACUCUUGGCAUGAAAGGGAAACUAUGAGCUUUCCAUUAAAGUUGUUUCCUGCUUUA
Messenger RNA from Microcebus murinus (gray mouse lemur), 1457 nucleotides. It is a transcript of the gene HSD17B2, whose product is annotated as hydroxysteroid 17-beta dehydrogenase 2. Gene Ontology annotation, biological process: steroid metabolic process. Gene Ontology annotation, cellular component: intracellular membrane-bounded organelle. Gene Ontology annotation, molecular function: estradiol 17-beta-dehydrogenase [NAD(P)+] activity; testosterone dehydrogenase (NAD+) activity. NCBI's taxonomy places the organism in Eukaryota, Metazoa, Chordata, Mammalia, Primates, Cheirogaleidae. The record is from RefSeq and is a predicted model, not a curated record.